Messenger RNA from Cladocopium goreaui, 1215 nucleotides. NCBI's taxonomy places the organism in Eukaryota, Dinophyceae, Suessiales, Symbiodiniaceae. The record is from the annotation of a GenBank genome assembly.
GCGGGGAUUUACCCAGAGAAUCACUGGGAUUUCUCCACCGAGCUCACCGCCGACACAGCCGACGCAUUCGUCAAGGAGAACGUGGACGCGGGAAAAACUGCCCCAAGCUGGAACUCUGUCGUUGCUGAAUUCGGCAAAAAUCCUGACGUCGCCUUCGGGGAUGUGGCGCUGUCCAAGAACCAGGUGCGCACCAUUCAUGGAGAGAAUCAAAAUCCAGGAGCAGGAGGGUGGCCCACAGUUCGCUAUUUCAACAAGGAGACAGGAUAUGGUGGUAAGCCAUAUCCGAAGAAGACAAGCAAAGCAAUGUGCGAUGAGCUUGGUCCCAAAGAGAGCUACAUGAAAGAAUGGAUUGAGGAGUUUGCAACACUCUGUGAUGCCAAUGCCACAGACAAGACGGGAUGCUCUGAGCAGCAGAUCAAGUUCAUUGAUAAGUGGAAGCCACAAGAGGAUCUCAAGGGUCAGUUGACCCGUCUCAAGGGCUCCUUGGCAGCAUCGUGGUGCGUCUUGGGCAUGGUGGACAAGGAUGGUGCUUCCAUGAAGCCGGAUGCUCUCAAGUGGGUCAAAGAGCGCAUGAAGCUCAUUGAGCAAAUUUCGCUAAAGUGUUUCGUUGGUGUUUCUAAAGUGCCCCGUGAUAGCGUCAUAGCUGGUCUCAGGGCGAGCGAGCGCCAGUUCCUCGGAGCAAGGACACUGGACGUCGCGAAGCAGUGGCGCCCGUUCUCAUUGCUCUUGCCGGCUUGUCGGGAGGAGAGGCGGCCAAUGCACAAGCUGCAGCUGUUAUGCCAGGGCAGACCUUGUCUGGUCCACAAGUGGACCUGCCUGACCGUAUCAAUGCUGAUCCAUAUGCUGAUUGGCAUGGAGAAUCCUGAGGACAAGAAGGAGGACUAUAAGACUUUCUACAUGAAGCAGAAGUACCGUCAAGACACCUACCAGGUCAUGAAGCACAUGAAAAUUUCGGCAUCCCUCGACAAAGGCACCCCAAACAUGGAAAAAUGGAAUACUCGCGUGAAGAAAGAGAUGAAUGAUUGGCUUGCCAUCUACCGCCGACAGAAUGUGUCAGUGGGCAGGCAAAGCUACUACUCCUUGUACUCUGCGAUUAAUACCUUGGCAUCGCACUUCACCUCAUACGGCCCGAAGUUUCCAUUCCCCAACAAGAGGAGGCCGAGAUUCUUUGAGCUGUGCCAGCAAGUGGAGAAGUACCUGGAGAAGGGCAAGUGA